GAACAAUACCACCAUGGCAAGCUUUCUGAAGGUCGAGGGUACGAAGAUCGUCGAUGUGGACGGCAAGGAAGUUAUCCUGCGUGGUGCGGGUCUGGGUGGCUGGAUGACAAUGGAGAACUUCAUAACUGGCUAUCCGGGUUGUGAGUUUCAAAUCCGCGAAGCCUUAGCAGAAGUUCUGGGGGAGAAGAAAGCCCGUUUCUUCUUCGACAAGUUCUUGGAGUAUUUCUUCGGGCAAGACGACGCCGUAUUCUUCAAAACACUCGGCUUGAACUGUAUCCGCAUUGCCAUCAACUACCGACACUUCGAGGACAAUCUCAACCCUCGAGUCCUGAAACCAGAAGGCUUUGCUCACCUAGACCGCGUCAUUUCUCUGUGCGCUGCCCAAGGUAUCUAUACCAUUCUCGACAUGCAUACUGCCCCAGGAGGUCAAAACGGAGGAUGGCAUUCCGACCAAGGCACACACAUAGCGAACUUCUGGGCGCACAAGGACUUUCAGGAUCGUCUUGUCUGGCUUUGGACAGAGAUAGCCAAACAUUACAGGGGCGAGAAGUGGAUUGCAGGAUACAAUCCCAUGAACGAACCCGCUGAUUCAAAACAUUCUGGAUUGAUCACCUACUAUGAUCGGGUAUACGAGGCCAUUCAGAGUGUAGACCCAAACCACAUCGUGUUCUUCGACGGCAAUACGUACGCAACGGACUUCUCUGGAUUUCCGGAUGAUGCUGCAACACGGUGGCCCAAUGCCGCGUACUCCAUACACGAUUACUCAGUAUUUGGUUUCCCAAAGUCACCAGAACCUUAUGCACGUACCGAGGACCAAAGACGACGCAUGAGACGGAGCUAUGAAAAGAAGAGGGAGUGGAUGGAUAAGCGAGGUCUUUGCGUUUGGAAUGGAGAAUGGGGACCUGUCUAUGCUAGGCGCGAAUAUGAUGGUGAUGCGACGGACGAGAUCAACGAAAGAAGAUACAACGUCCUGAAAGACCAGCUUGAUUUGUAUCAGAAGGAUCGCCUGAGCUGGUCUAUCUGGUUAUACAAAGACAUCGGCUUUCAAGGAAUGGUCCACGUAUCGCGCGAGACUCCUUACAUCAAACUCUUGUCAUCGUUCCUGCAGAAGAAGUACCGGCUGGCAGUCGAUUCUUGGGGUGCCGACGACAAGUUCGUGAAGCACGCCUACGACCCAAUCGUCGCCCUCAUCAAAGAAAACGUACCCAAUGAGGAGCAUCGGAAGCUAUACCCAUACCCUGUGUGGACUGCCGAAGAACGCGUCACUCGUCUGAGUCGAUGCAUGUUGAUCAGCGAAUUUAUGGUCCUGGAAUGGGCAGAGCAUUUCAGAGGUAUGAGUGAAGAGCAGUUGGACGAACUCGCGCAGAGCUUCAAGUUUGAACAUUGCUUGAAAAGAGAGGGAUUGAAUAAGGUGUUGAGGGAGCAUGCAACGCUAAUGGCAGAGACAAUACAGUGAUUUGUGAGUAUACAAAGUAAUCCGUGAGGGCUUUACAAGUACGGAAUAGUCUGGAAAUUGUCGUGAGUUGCUAAAUCUCAUGCGAGGCCAUCGAGCACUAGCCUAUUCGAAUGUGAUUUAACGAUUGGCAAAUUUGACCUUCGCCUUUUGAUGUC
Molecule: messenger RNA, 1611 nt
Organism: Somion occarium
Lineage: Eukaryota; Fungi; Basidiomycota; Agaricomycetes; Polyporales; Cerrenaceae
Source: the annotation of a GenBank genome assembly